GAGAAACACUUUAACGGAAAUUAAAAAUCGCCACAUUAUCGUAUCCAAAAAAAUAUUGCAAAUGUUAUAAUGGAUAUUCUUAAAGCAGAAAUAGCAAGAAAACGGAAGCUUCUUGAAGACAAAAAGAUACUCGACCCAAACAAAAAGUAUUUCAAGCGAGGUGAAUUAUUAGCCAAAGAGGAAGAAGAAUACCUCGCCAAGUAUGGACCUCGCAAACCAGAGCCAGAGGACUCUAAGGAAGAAGAGGAAAAAGCAGAAAAAGUACGUCAAGAGACCAGAGACUCGGAGCAAGCGGCCAUCCUGCCUCGUGCGGAGGUGGUGAAGAGGCUUCGUGAGCGGGGACACCCGAUACUGUUGUAUGCAGAGAGUGAGGUGCAGGCGUUCCGCAGGCUGCGCAGGAUAGAGAUACAGGAACCGGAGGCUAAUAAAGGCUUCAGGAAUGACUUUCAAGAAGCUAUGGACAAAGUGGAUCAAGCAUACCUGGAUGAAAUAUUGGCAUUAGGAACACAGAAUGAAGGGGAGAAAUCCAAGGAAGAAGAUCUAAAUGACUGGGUGACGUACGACUCCAUCCUGGACAUGGCCAAGACCAUGGGCCAAGGGGACCGGAACCAUGACAUGAAUGUCAUAUUGAUACUUUUACAGUUUCUACUAAAGAUGUGGGGCCAGCAGUUGAACUCGGCCUCAGCUUCAGAGAAGACCGCAGUGAAACACAAGAUGCAGCGAGCCACGUACCAACAGACCUGCGUGUAUCUGAAGCCACUGACACGGAAACUGAAGAACAAGUCUUUACCAGAGGAUAUCACCGACAGUCUCAUUGAGAUUACUAAUCAUUUGCUGUCCAGGAACUAUAUUAAGGCGAGCGACGCAUACCUCCAAAUGGCAAUCGGCAACGCGCCCUGGCCCAUCGGAGUGACCAUGGUGGGAAUCCACGCGAGAACCGGUCGAGAGAAGAUCUUCUCCAAAAACGUAGCUCACGUCAUGAACGAUGAGACCCAGAGAAAGUACAUUCAAGCCCUGAAGAGACUGAUGACGAAGUGUCAAGAGUAUUUCCCGACUGACCCGUCUAGGUGCGUCGAGUAUACUAAGGUUGAGUGAUUGUGAAUAAAGUUUAGUUUGAUUUUUA
Plutella xylostella (diamondback moth) is the source of this 1123-nucleotide messenger RNA. It is a transcript of the gene Prp18, whose product is annotated as pre-mRNA processing factor 18. NCBI's taxonomy places the organism in Eukaryota, Metazoa, Arthropoda, Insecta, Lepidoptera, Plutellidae. Gene Ontology annotation, biological process: RNA splicing; generation of catalytic spliceosome for second transesterification step. Gene Ontology annotation, cellular component: U4/U6 x U5 tri-snRNP complex; U5 snRNP; U2-type post-spliceosomal complex. The record is from RefSeq and is a predicted model, not a curated record.